This is a messenger RNA of Miscanthus lutarioriparius, 1440 nucleotides long. The record is from the annotation of a GenBank genome assembly. NCBI's taxonomy places the organism in Eukaryota, Viridiplantae, Streptophyta, Magnoliopsida, Poales, Poaceae.
AUGAAGAAAACCGUGGUUCUCUACCCGGGCCUCGGCGCCGGCCACCUGAUUCCGAUGAUCGAGCUGGCCAAGGUCUUCGUCCAGCAUGGCGUCGCCGUCACCGUGGCGCUCGUGAAGCCGCCGUCCGAGCUCGGGGCCCUCGACUUCCCCGCCGUGGUCGCCUGUGCCGCGGCCUCCAACCCGUCCAUCUCCUUCCACGUCCUACCGGCGUCGUCGUCGCUGCCCGCGACCUCUGGUUCUGGCACCGGCUCCGGCUCCAGCUCCGACGAUGCUUCCAGCAAGAAGCACUACGUCCUCCAGAUGGUGGACUACCUCAAGACCAUGAACGCUCCGCUCCGCGACUUCCUCCGAUCGCUGCCCGCCGUUGACGCGCUCGUCAUCGACAUGUUCUGCCCCGACGCGCUCGACGUCGCGGCCGAACUCAGGCUGCCCGUCUACUACUCCUACGCCUCGUGCGCCGGGGACCUCGCUGUCUUCCUCAGCCUCGCCUUCGACCAAGACACCUACACAGCUUCCAUAGACGCUGGCGAUGCUACCCUUUCCUUGCCGGGCGCUCCUCUGUUCAAGGCGUCGGAUCUGCCGAGAGAAGAUGACAAGGACCUCGAAGCAGGCAAGGCCAUCCUCCAAACGCUGCAGCGGAUGGCGGCGUCCGACGGGAUCCUCGUCAACACCUUCGUGGAGCUGGAGAUGCGGGCGGUGCGCGCUCUGCGGGACGGGCUGUGCGUGCCCGGCCGUGACACGCCACCGGUCUACUGCAUCGGGCCACUGGUGUCCGGCGGCGGUGGGGAAAAGGAGCAGGAGUGCCUCCGCUGGCUGGACUCGCAGCCCGACCACAGCGUCGUGUUCCUCUGCUUCGGGAGCCGGGGCACGUUCUCCGAGAGACAGCUGAAGGAGGUCGCCGUCGGCCUGGAGAGGUCAGAGCAGAGGUUUCUCUGGGUGGUGCGCACCCGGCGCAUCGUCGACGAGGUGCUGCCGGAGCCAGACCUCGGCGCGCUCCUUCCAGACGGCUUCUUGGAGAGGACCGCGGGCAGAGGCCACGUGUUCAAGUGCUGGGCGCCGCAGGUGGACGUGCUGCGCCACAGGGCGGCCGGCGCUUUCAUGACGCACUGUGGGUGGAACUCGACGCUGGAGGGCAUCACGGCGGGGCUGCCGCUCCUGUGCUGGCCGAUGUAUGCAGAGCAGAAGAUGAACAAGGUGUUCAUCGUGCAGGAGAUGAAGCUCGGGGUGGAGAUGAGGGGAUACGACGGCGAGGUGGUGGCGGCCGAUCAGGUGGAGACAAAGAUAAGGUGGGUGAUGGAAUCCGAGGGUGGGCGGGCGCUCAGAGAGAGGGCGGCGGCGGCCAAAGAUGCGGCAGCCAAGGCGAUCCAGGAAGGGGGCUCGUCUCACGCUGACUUCGUCAGAUUUCUCCAGGAUCUUGACAACAUCUCAUCCCGUUCGUGA